GGGGAGUAGGGAGGGCGGAGGAUAGAAGAAGUGGGGAACCCGAGGAGGUGGAGGUCUGGUGUCCAGGAGACGGGGCGUGACGGGGCUGGAAGGUGGCGGGAGGGGGCCGGGCAAGAGCGGGCGGGAGGGCCAGGCCUGGAGGCCCCCACCCUGGCGUGCCCGGCCCGGCCGCGAUUGCGGAGGAAGAGGAGGAUGAUCUCCAGAUACACUCGGAAGGCUGUGCCACAGAGCUUGGAGCUGUGGGAGAAAGAAAAUUUUCUUCGGAAUUCUCUCCUUCCAGCCCUGCCGGACUUUGUCCCUUCUACCUACAUCUCCAGCUAAGGCCUGUGCUGUCCCAGGGCUUGGCCCUUUUGGGCGGCACUUCCCGAACUUUGAUCUCCUAAAGUACUGGUAGUUUCCGCAAAAAGUUAUCAAUAGCAGACUGUUACAAUGAAGUUGGACGUAUCUAGUGCCAGGCACCGUGCAAAGCUGCUUAUAUUAGCUCACGUAAUUCUAUUCAACGAGGAUAGCUGAUGGGGACUGUUACUUCGCAUUCUACAGAUAAAGAUCCCAGAUUUAAAGAUUAUAGCAUGCCAAAGAUUACGCAGACCAAAAGUAGUGGAGCUGAAGUACAAAUCCGGUGUCAAUCUUGUUCUGAAGCCUCGGUCACAACCAUUACACGUACUGCCUCUCCGUUUCUACAGUUAAACAUCAGUAUCCACAAGGAUCAGUUUUGAUGUGAGAUUUUAGAAAGCAAAUAUUCUGGCUAAAAGACACCCCCCGCCCCGCCCCCAACGAAGUGCUGUAAUUUAGAAAGGAAUAACAAAGUAUGCUCUUAGCCAUCACCCCCUUCCGGAGCAGCUGGAUGACAUUUCCUCUAUCAAUGACAGCCACUCAAAAGACACAAGUUCCCAAAGUGAGUCUGACAUCACACAAGAAUCACCUGUUACAUCAGCUGAUACUGGGAAUUCAAGGUCUGCUUUUCCAAGUUAUACAGGCACAGGGAUCUCUACCGAAGGCAGCUCGGACUUCUCCUGGGGAUAUGGAACUUGAUCAAAAUGCCACUGAGAAAGUCCAGGCAAUGUUCACAGCCAUUGAUGAGCUCUUGUACGAACAGAAGCCGAGUGUACAUACUAAGAGUCUACAAGAGGAGUGCCAACAGUGGACAUGUAGUUUUCCUCACCUCAGGAUUUUGGGUAAGCAGAUAAUCACUCCAAGUGAAGGUUAUGGACUGUAUCCUAGAUCCCCUUCUGCUAUUUCAGUUUCACACGAGGCAGCACUGUCUCAGGAAAGAGAUUCUACUAUAUUUGGUAUUAGGGGAAAGAAGCUACAUUUUUCAACUCCUUAUGUUCAUAAAGCAUCUUCCAUUGCCAAAUUCCCUGGCCUGUGUUCUAUGGGAAAAGAAGAGGAAGACUGUGUAAUCCUCUCGGAAGGGGUAAUAGAGGAAUAUCUAGCAUUUGACCACACAGAUACGGAAGAGGGGUUUCAUGGAAAGAAAGCAGAAGCAGCUACAGAGAAACAGAAAUUAGGGUAUCCCCCCAUCGCUCCAUUUUACUGCAUGAAAGAGGAUGUCCUUGCUCACGUGUUUGAUGACGUGUGGAGCAAGGUCCUGAGCUGUAUGGAGCAGUUGACACGUACUCACUGGGAGGGAUUUGCUUCUGAUGAUGAGAGUAAUGUUGCAACCACCAGAUCAGCUUCAGAAAGCCCCUGUGUGCUAAGUGAGCCACAACCUUUGGUCUUACCUCGCGUGCCACAGUCUAAGGUGCUGUCGAUGACCUCCAAUCUGAUGAGUCUCUGUCAAGCAGCAAGUGGUCAUCAGCCAAAUGUGAAUGGUCUCUUGGUUCACGGAAUGCCUCUACAGCCAAGAAAUCUCUCCCUGAUGGACAAAAUCCUAGAUCUCGAUGACAAGCUACUUAUGAGGCCUGGGUCCAGUACCACCCUUUCGACCCGAAAUUGGUCAAAUCGAGCCCUAGAGCUUUGUACAUCAUCUCUGUCAUACACAGUGCAGUCCGCCAGGAGGCGCAAUCCCCCACCACGAACCCUGCAUCCCAUCAGCACAAGCCAUUCCCGAGCUGGAACACCAAGACCUGUGGAAGAAAUCCUCAGAGGAUCCCGAGUCCAGGUGAUGGCUGACUCGCUCUCUACUCCCUCACCAAUGCCCCUGAGCCGAAAUAAUCUGCUGCCACCUAUUGGCACAGCCGAAGUGGAACACCUGAGCACUGUGGGGCCACCACAAAGGCAAACGAAAACCCACGGUGAUGCUAAUCGUGCUCGAAGUGCAGUGGUGGAUGAGCCUAAUCAUCAGCAGCCCCAGGAGAGGCUCCUUUUACCUGACUUUUUCUCCAGGCCCAACACAACUCAGUCAUUUUUGCUGGACACGCAGCAUCAUCAUUCAUGUACUGCUGAGUAUCCUCACCAGGCCAGACCCGGGAGGGCAUCUGCAGGGACAGGUCCUCAACCACAUGGGUCUACAGUAAAGUCUCAAAACAGAAGUGGGCCAGUCUCCAGAACCAGGCAGGGACCAUAGGGCAAAUGAGAAGAACCUGCUUCAGGCUGCAGCAAACACGUGGGAAGAUUUCAUAAGCCAGUGUUCAUGUGAUGCAGACUUUGUAUAGAAGAAACAACUUGAAACUAUCUUCAUGGAGAGUUAUUUUGGUACAAUCCACCAAAGAUUACAUGGGUACUGUUUCUAUCUCCAGUUACUGUCUUCUUUCAGCAUUAAUUUGAAUUAUUCCAACAGACAGUAAAGUUUGCACCAAAAGAUAUAACAAAAGAAUAAUUACUCCCAAAUCACUGCUCAUGUUGUCUGUUAACAAUGAACAGUUCAAUUAUUAUAGGAUCCUAUAAGACUAUACAUACACAAAAAACAGCAAAUUAUUGAUAACAUUAAGUCAUCACUGGCUUUGAAAUACUUCUGCUUAUAUUAAUUUCUGGAGAGUUGUACUCAGUUUUAAGUCAUUUUUAGCAGAUAGGGCUGUCAAAAAUCUGAACAACUCAUCAAACAGAUGUCAUUCCUAAAGCUUUUGCUUUAGAUGUCCAGCCCCACAGACAGAUACAGAAGGGGUGAGUAGCUUAAAGACGUCGAUGUUAAACACUGGUGUAGAGUAACAUAUGUAAUAAACCAUAAUGCAUAUUACUUUUUUCAGAUAGGACAGCUCAACCUCAUAAUGACUGCUUGGUAUCAGGUUAUACUUCUUUUCUUUAGUGGUCAUAUUUUUCCCCAAAUACUAAAUUCAACUUGCCAGAUUUUCUCCUUCAGCUGUAAAAGUCAAUUAAAAAAUUUAUAGAAUCUUUCUAUUAGUGAGCCAGAAAGAUACCAUUCCCUAAAAUUUCAGACACUUGGUGAUUACUCCAAUAUGAAUAUAUCCUAAGAGCAGAAGCAGAGAACUUAGACAUUCUUAUAAUUCUACCCUGGAUCGUCUCCUGAGUGCACCCAUGAAUGCAGCAACAGUUUGAACUAUGGCUUUAUUUUAUUUAAAUUUCAUUCAACUUUAAUGAUCAUACCGGUUUUAGAACUUAUUGUUAAUCUUCAGAGGGAUAAAUUCAAGUGACUGUAAGGUGGGGUAAUUUUUGUAUUUUAUCAAAGUGUUCUAAUGCUAUCAUAUGAAGACAGAUGCUUCAAACAACCUGUAUUAAAUUAUAUUUUAAUACAAUUAAA
Messenger RNA from Artibeus jamaicensis (Jamaican fruit-eating bat), 3637 nucleotides. It is a transcript of the gene FAM149B1, whose product is annotated as family with sequence similarity 149 member B1. Gene Ontology annotation, biological process: cilium assembly; protein localization to cilium. The coding region runs from base 809 to 2506 and encodes 565 amino acids. NCBI's taxonomy places the organism in Eukaryota, Metazoa, Chordata, Mammalia, Chiroptera, Phyllostomidae. The transcript has 15 exons. The record is from RefSeq and is a predicted model, not a curated record.